UCUGCCUUUUGAGUGCUGGAAUUAAAGGUGUGCUCCACCAUUGCCCAGCCCUCCUAUGAACUUCUGAUUACGACAGAAUUAGAUUCAGAUUCUCAAACCUGAAUAUCAUGGCCUUCCUCACCUGCUCCAAAGUUCUCUUAAACCAGAGCCUUGGUCCAGUGCCCUCCCCUCCCCACCCCCAUUGAUCUUUCAGGAAUUCAUAUGAUAGAGGGAACAGCAUUUUGUCUGCUUUAAGAAGGCAAGCUCUUCAAACUCAGGCCAUGGGCAAGUAUGAAGCCUGAGCACAGAACGAUCGAGAAACAAGACAGUUUACCAGGAUGCUGUGGCCUACCACACUAGGUCUACAGAUAUGAAGAAGAGGAUGUCUCUGAGGAGGAUGAGCACACCAUCCAACCAGAAGCAGAGGAGGAGGUGGCCUUCUCCCAAGACCCUGGGGAAUAAGGUGGGCUGCACAAUUUCCCAUUGAUGGAAGGAAGGUGAUGAGCCUCUCACCCAAUGGAAGGCCAUCGUUCUAGAUCAAGUGCCAACAAAUCCCUCUCUCUAUCUGGUCAAGUAUGACGGAAUUGACUGUGUCUAUGGCCUGGCAUUUCACAGCGAUGAGAGGAUUUUAAAGCUUAAGAUCUUGCCUCACAAAGUAGUGUUUCCUCAAGUGAAAGACGCCCAUCCCGCAAGUGCCAUGGUUGGCCGAGCUGUGGAGCAUAAAUUUGAGGGCAAACAUGGCUCUAAGGACAACUGGAGUGGGGUGGUCCUAGCCCAUGUGCCGAUCAUGAAGGACUGGUUUUCCAUCACCUACGAGAAAGAUCCAGUCCUAUACAUCUACCAGCUCCUGGAUGAUUACAGAGAAGGUAACUUCUGUAUCAUUCCAGAGACUCCUCCAGCAGAGGUGAAGUCAGACGUUGACAGCGAGAUCUUAACAGGUCAAUGUGUGCAGUACACCAGAAGUUACGGGUCCAAAAAGAUUGGCAACGUCAUUUACCAAGUUCUAGCCAAGUCUUCCAUGUACUUCAUCAAGUUUGUUGGCAAUGUCCACAUCUAAGUCUAUAAUCUGGUGGAAAAGAUUGGUUAAGGUGAAAUUCACAAAGUGUGGGGGACAUAGAUCUGUAAUUUAUAGGAUUGGGGGAAAAUGUUUUUAUGUGUUUUAGAUACACAAGGGCCUUUGACAACCCCAGUAUCUUUUCCAGUGGAAUUUGUUUUUGCUCUAAAAAUUAAGAUGUGCGAUGUGACGUGUUGUAUGUGAACACUUUGGUGGAGGAGACGGACUUUGGUGGAUGGAACAUGGAGAGGAAGCCGGAAAGGUCAAGGCUGUGAACAGCAAGUCUAAUGUCACGUAGGCUAAAACAAACAGGACUGAGCUGGUCUGGUCUUUAGGGAGAGAAAAGAACUGGAGAUGAGGCUUAGAGGAGCAGGGAUGGCACGGAAAAAAAAGAUGGAUGUUUAAGAAACAGUGGAGAGGGAUCAGAAAUAGAUAGACUCUCUGAGGUGAAGUUUGAUGGAGA
Molecule: messenger RNA, 1496 nt
Organism: Rattus norvegicus (Norway rat)
Lineage: Eukaryota; Metazoa; Chordata; Mammalia; Rodentia; Muridae
Source: RefSeq, a predicted model, not a curated record